Messenger RNA from Sander lucioperca (pikeperch), 2208 nucleotides. It is a transcript of the gene ap2s1, whose product is annotated as adaptor related protein complex 2 subunit sigma 1. Gene Ontology annotation, cellular component: AP-2 adaptor complex; intracellular membrane-bounded organelle; membrane coat. Lineage: Eukaryota; Metazoa; Chordata; Actinopteri; Perciformes; Percidae. The coding region runs from base 225 to 653 and encodes 142 amino acids. The transcript has 5 exons. Gene Ontology annotation, biological process: clathrin-dependent endocytosis; intracellular protein transport. The record is from RefSeq and is a predicted model, not a curated record. Gene Ontology annotation, molecular function: clathrin-cargo adaptor activity.
UUGUUGUAGUGCCAUAGGCUUCCAUUGGCUCUAAAUAUGGCGACAAAAACUACAUUCCCCUCCAUGCAACGCAACUUGGCGUAGAUUUGCACUUCCUGUUAGCUCGGGGAAGAUAGCGGAGAAGCGGUCGAAGAAAUUACUGAUGUAUUUAUGUAAAAUCGUAGCAUAAUUGUUCAGGAACGUGCUAUUCUGGAUCCUUUCAGGUCCAUCUUUGGGAGACGACAAUGAUCCGCUUCAUCCUCAUCCAAAACCGAGCAGGGAAGACACGACUGGCCAAGUGGUACAUGCAGUUUGAUGAUGAUGAGAAACAGAAGUUGAUUGAGGAAGUGCAUGCUGUGGUAACUGUAAGGGAUGCCAAGCACACCAAUUUUGUGGAGUUCAGGAACUUCAAGAUCAUUUACCGACGUUAUGCUGGUCUGUACUUCUGUAUUUGUGUGGACGUGACUGAUAACAACUUGGCAUACCUCGAGGGAAUCCAUAACUUUGUAGAGGUGCUGAAUGAGUAUUUCCACAACGUGUGUGAAUUGGACCUUGUGUUCAACUUCUACAAGGUGUACACGGUGGUGGACGAGAUGUUCCUGGCGGGAGAGAUCAGGGAGACCAGUCAGACCAAGGUCCUUAAGCAGCUGCUCAUGCUCCAGUCGCUCGAGUAGAAUGCAGACGACCAUCCUUCCUACCGGCCCACUAAUCUGCUGCCCUGCCCCUGGUACCUACACCGACCUACUCCCUGUUCCCGUCACUUCUGGAAUUAAUUUUCCUGCCUCUACGAAGCAGACUUCACUUCUUACAGAACUUCAGGCGGGGGUGUUUUUAGAAAUAAAAAUAAAAAAUACACAAUAUUGUUUACAUAUGGAUAUAUAAUAUGGACGUUCAGUUAACCUGUUUGUCACAGCAGUCUAUAUGUUGCAAUAUUCUGUUUGUUGUACUUCUAAUGAAGUCUCCUAGUAUAAAAAGGCUGUACAUUUCAACAUGUUAACAUUUCAUCGUGUUAACAUUACAUAUACCGCCUAAGUUACAAUCAACUUCAUAUUCUGUUCACUUUUUCCCAAAGCCAGAGGCUGCAGAAAUGAGUUAUUUCAUGAAGUACCCAGUUAGUCUUGGCAUUUCUCUCUGUGAGGUGUGGAAACACUGAUGCAGAUCCACCAGUGUGACACUGCUCUCUCCUGCCGCCCUCCUCCUAUCCUCCCUUCAUUAACCUCAACUUUCAUUUAAUGGCACUACUGUAACUAACAAGCACCAUGUAUGAAGAGUGACUGCCUUCAACAGCUUUGCAGCCAUUUCUACAAAUCCUUGUAAAGAAAGACCUUGCUAGUGAUGGCUGUAUUGUCACACCCUCUGCUCAUUUUGUAUCUGGAUCACAGUACAAGCAAACUACAACUAGAAAGCCCUUUAGAGCAAUUGACCCACCACGGAAAGUUCAUAAUUGAAUGGAGUGUACUUAGGAUGAGUGCCAUUUUGACAGUGUGUUAUGGCAACCUGUGCCGUGUCAGACAUCCUCAUGGCUGAUGAUGGUAAACAAGUGUCGGGUUAUGUUAGCUCAGAUAGCUGCACUCCGGAUAAUAAUUUCUAUUGCAUUUCACGAUCUAGAUGACUUAAUGAAAUCAUUUACAUUAAAUGGUGCUUGUUGGUCACACUUAAAACACUUAAAACACAAAUGCACUCAGACGGAAAAAAAAAUACCUGGACGUAGAUAGUAUAUUUGACAUAAAGCAGUACUGUGAAGUUUGCUUCGUAUGGCGUGUACAUACAGUAUCUUGGAGUAUGUUGAAUAUUGUGAAAUUAACACAUGCAUUCCAGAAAGAGUGGUUCUCGGUCUGAGGAGUAUUUACUUGUGUAAGAUCCAUAAAUUCCUUUGCCAUUGCGUAAAAUAUAUUGGCUUUUAAAUUCCUCCUUCAAGCCUUAUGAACUUUGACAAAAAAAAAAUCCACUUUUAUUAAUUUCCAUUUGCUGGACUUUAAUGUUUAUGAAAUUACUUGUCAUACUCUAAUUUUAACCAUAUCUAGUCACAAAGGUGGUUUCAAAUGUUACUGUUGAACUUUUUUGUUUUUUAAAUGAUUGGCAAUUGUGAAAUAUGUACUGCUUCCGUUCUUGUCCACGUGUAUUUGUUGAUGGAAGAUGUGUUUGUAUGUAUUACUGUCUCCCAGUUCAACAACCCACAUUAACACAUCCCAUUAUAUGUAAAUAAUAAAAUAACGUGAUACAUGAAUA